AUGGCCGAGCUCCCCCCAAACUCCAGCUUCACGAUCGCCUGGCUCUGCCCCUCGCCAAACGAGCUCAUCGUCGCCCACGAGAUGUUCGACCAGGCUUACGGCAAGCACCCACUGACGCGCCACCCCGCCGACAGAAACAAAUACGAGCUGGGCAGGAUCGGCCGGAACAACGUCGUCAUGCUUCAGCUGCCGUGCAUCACUACGUGCGAGGCUAUCUACCAGUUCGAACACGAGACUCAUGACCCAGAGCCCGCGAAACAUAACAAAUGGGCCGCGACAACCAGCGGCUGUGCGAUGGCGCUCGAGCUCAUGAAGGAGUCCUUCCCAAGACUCAGCAUCGCGGUGCUAGUGACAGUCGCCAGCGGGGUCCCUUCUGAGUCUGGAGUCACACAUAUCAGACUGGGCGAUGUCAUUGUCGGGACGCCGGACCGCGCAUUCUGGGGGCUUACGAUGGCCGAGCUCGACGUUGAGGCUCCAUGUCCGUGGGAAGAAGAGGAAGAAGAAGAGGAAGAAGAAGAGGAAAAAGAAGAGGAAGAGGAAGAGUCUACGUGCAUGUCCUUGUCCGCACCAAGCUCCACAUCUGCGCAUACAGAUCCAGAUCCAGAUGCAGACACAGACACAGACACAGACACAGGCCUAUAUCUCUCCCCCCUAACAAACGCCCACACAUACCCGCGCCUCCUCGUCACAGCCGCCCACGCCCUCCUCGCCGACCGCGCCCUCGGCAUCCCCAGCAAAAUCCCGCUUUUCCUGGCUCGCAUGUUCGACUGGUACCCGGAUCGGCGGAUGUACUAUGUAUACCCGGGGACCGAGGACGAGGACGCGCUGUCACCCAAGUCUGACAAAGAGGAAAACACAGAGAGGGAGACACACACGGAGUCCGAGCCUGCGGUACACCACGGCACGAUUGCAAUUCUCCCCCGGCCUGUGCCCUCGAGUCACCCUGAUGCUAGUGCCACGGCGACGGUGAGGGUGAGGGAUGGUUUACGGAAGCACGGCGUCAAGGGGGUUAUUGCUGCGGGUGGAAGAGCUGGGACGGCGGAUCGGGCUGCAGCGUGCGCCGUGGUGAGCGAUUUCCUUCCCACGCUUGUGGUCUGCGGUGUGAGUGGUUAUGUUGGUGCUGAUGGCCGUGUGGAGAGUCGGUGGGAGGGGUAUGCGGCUGCGACGGCGGCGGCGUAUACGAAGGAGCUGCUGCGGACUCUGGCGGCUUUGCCGGCGGAGGGGCAUGACCAGGGUGCCUCGAGCUCGGGUGGGAGUGCGUGGGGGGAGGGCUGUCAUGCAGGUGUUUAG
This is a messenger RNA of Aspergillus mulundensis, 1290 nucleotides long. RefSeq lists its product as uncharacterized. The transcript has a single exon. Gene Ontology annotation, biological process: nucleoside metabolic process. The record is from RefSeq and is a predicted model, not a curated record. NCBI's taxonomy places the organism in Eukaryota, Fungi, Ascomycota, Eurotiomycetes, Eurotiales, Aspergillaceae. Bases 1 to 1290 code for a protein of 429 amino acids. Gene Ontology annotation, molecular function: catalytic activity.